Messenger RNA from Merops nubicus (carmine bee-eater), 1224 nucleotides. Its product is annotated as arylacetamide deacetylase-like 4. The record is from RefSeq and is a predicted model, not a curated record. The coding region runs from base 1 to 1224 and encodes 407 amino acids. NCBI's taxonomy places the organism in Eukaryota, Metazoa, Chordata, Aves, Coraciiformes, Meropidae. Gene Ontology annotation, cellular component: membrane. The transcript is spliced from 4 exons. Gene Ontology annotation, molecular function: carboxylic ester hydrolase activity.
AUGGAACCCUUGUAUGCUUUGUCAUUAACAGCAGGAAUUCUGAUUGCUUUUUUAUUACUGGUUUUAAUUGCAACAUAUCAUGAUUCCUUCAAGGCAGAGAUUCUUCCUGAUGCUGACCAGCCAGCAAAGCUCCGUGUGUAUCAAUUCAUAUACACCCUGGUGCAGAUUCUGGCAAAGAGCUUAGAAAUUUUGGGUAUCUCUGAGGAGCACCAACUCCUGAGGCUGCUUUCUGAGGGACUGCCAGCAUGCAGGGAUUCAAAGCUCUUCAUAAAGGAUCUGCAUUUUGAUGAGGUGCCAGUGAGGAUUUACCUCCCAAGAGCAGCAUCUGCAAGCAAACGGAGAGGAGUCAUCUUCUUCCAUGGAGGAUGUGGGAUUUUUGGAAGCAUCAGAAGUUACGAGCGAUUCUGCCGGCACCUCGCCAGAGAGUCGGGUUCAGUGGCUGUGUCUGUUGGGUACCGUUUAUCUCCUGAGCACAGGUACCCAGCCCAGACUCUGGACUGUCUCACGGCUACUGUACACUUCCUGAAGACUGCAGAAAGCUAUGGAGUGGAUCCUGAUCGGAUUAUUGUUUGUGGGGAUAGUGUAGGGGGCACUUUUACUACUACUGUUUGCCAAGAACUGGUAAAUAGGAGAGAUAUCCCCAAGAUACGUGCCCAGGUACUGAUCUAUCCAUUUCUCCAAGCGCUGAACUUCAAUCUGCCAUCUCACCAGAAGAAUGCUUUCACUGCCUUCUUGUCCCGGGAACGUGAAGUCUAUUUUAUUCUGAAGUACUUGAAUAAGGACUGCUCUAUGAAGGAAGCUGUUUUGGCAGGUUCUCACGUUCCUGAGAGUAUAAAAUUGAAAUACAGGAAAUGGAUAAAUCCCGAUCUUAUCCCAGAGAGAUUUAAACUGGGCUAUGAACCACCAUUACCCACUCCAUUUCUACCUCACGUCCAUGAAGAAACAAAGGAGCUGUUUAGGACAAGAGUUUCCCCGCUGCUGGCAGAAGAUGCUGUUGUCUGCUGCCUACCUGACACCUGCAUAAUCACCUGUGAGCACGAUGUGCUCAGAGAUGAUGGACUGCUGUACAAGAAGCGCCUAGAGGACAACAACGUGAGGGUGGCCUGGCACCACAUGGAGAAAGGCUUCCACUGUGCACUGUCAUUCUUUGGUUAUGGUAUUUUCUCUUUUCCAUCAUCAAGUAAAAUUGCAAACCACGUUGUACAUUUUAUAAAAGCCUAUUAA